GCAUCGCAUCUGUCCGUGACUUCAUCCACGAUAUCAAACCACGCAUCUUACAGUCAGACUCCAUCGUGCCCAUCACGGAUCCUUACGGCCCCAGCGUGGUGGAUCCAGACAUGAGGUGGAUUGUGGUCAGUGAGGAGACCAAGAAAGGUGGAGAUGCUGUCAAUAGGGUCAGACAGGAAAAGGGUCUGUGUGUACUAGACGUGCAUGAGAUAUCUCUAGUAGAGGACAUCAAUCAUGCUGCACAUGAAGAAGCUAAGAUAAGUUCCUCAACACAAAGGAUUGGACUCCUGGCAACACUGCUCAAGCAACCCAUGAAUAAAGAUCUACCUGGCACCCCAUACGUGAUUGGUCUGACCGGCGGCAUAGCCAGCGGGAAGUCUUCAGUAUGUAGACGGCUGGAGGGGCUCGGUGCUGCAGUGAUUGACUGUGAUAAGCUGGGCCACAAGGCCUACCUACCAGACACGCAGGGAUUCAGGAGAGUGCUGACUGAGUUGGGACAAGGUGGGUGCUGGAAAAAACUCCAAAGUAUUUUUCAACAAGAUAAGGCAAGCCUAGUAAAGCUGAGUGGACAAAAUUCACAGAGCGGAAAACAUAUUCUUUUCGUCGUUGGGUUGAAAAUGAGAUUUGAAGGAGAUUGA
Patiria miniata (bat star) is the source of this 638-nucleotide messenger RNA. Its product is annotated as bifunctional coenzyme A synthase-like. Gene Ontology annotation, molecular function: ATP binding; dephospho-CoA kinase activity. Gene Ontology annotation, biological process: coenzyme A biosynthetic process. NCBI's taxonomy places the organism in Eukaryota, Metazoa, Echinodermata, Asteroidea, Valvatida, Asterinidae. The record is from RefSeq and is a predicted model, not a curated record.